Molecule: messenger RNA, 828 nt
Organism: Prunus armeniaca (apricot)
Lineage: Eukaryota; Viridiplantae; Streptophyta; Magnoliopsida; Rosales; Rosaceae
Source: the annotation of a GenBank genome assembly
AUGGAUAAGUCAUGGAUGCACUCGGAUAGAAGAUCGAAGGCAUAUGAGUUAGGGGUGGAAGCAUUUUUGAACUUUUCUGUAGAAAAUCUUCUAACUACAACACAUAUCCGUUGUCCAUAUGUUAAAUGUGUUAAUUUGAAAUUGUUUGGGGUUGGAAUUAUAAGGGAUCACUUAUACUUUAAUGGAGUUGACCAAAGCUAUAAGAAUUGGACAUUUCACGGAGAACCUUGGGAAGCAACUACUAAUGCUAGUAGAAAUGUUGAAGAAGAUGAUGACCAUAGUAGGUACAGUUUUGUGUCUGAAGAAAUAGAGAUGGAUGAUAAUGAUUUUGGUGAUUUUGGAUCUGAUCCUUAUGAGUUUGCCAAUGCAAAACAUGGGAUGAGUGAUGUCUGUUUUACAAAAUUAUUGAUACUUCAAGGCGAUUUGCUUCCAGAAGGAAAUACAAUACCGGCCUCUAUGUAUGAGGCAAAAAAGACUUUGUGUGCAUUGGGGCUGAGUUAUGAGAAAAUGCACGCAUGCCCCAAUGAUUGCAUCUUGUAUAGGAAGGAGUAUGAGGAUUCAACUAAUUGUCCUACUUGUGGUAUCUCAAGGUGGAAGGAAGGCAAAGAUUCAAUCUUGAAAGAGGGUGUGCCAGCGAAGGUGGUGUGGUAUUUUCCUCCAAUUCCAAGGUUUAAAAGGAUGUUUCGAUCACAUGAGACAGCUAAGAGUUUGACUUGGCAUGCUGCUAGAAAAUCAAUUGAGGGUCAUAUGUCUCAUCCGGUGGAUUCCCGUCUUGGAAACUUCUUGAUGAUAAAUGGCCCGAGUUUGGUAAUGAGCCGAGAAACUUGA